AUGCUCCUCCAUGUUGCUGAUGUCGAUAUUUUACUAUCUAGCUAUAAUCCGCAUAUUUGUAUUCUAACAGGCGUUGGUGCAGGCAUAAAGAAAAAUUUUACCUUUCCAAAUUAUCAUGUAAUCGCACAAACAGGUACUAACUCUUUUGGAGGUGUAAUUAUACUGCAUCAUCAGAAUAUUAAAUGUAAAAUAACAGAUAAAGAGCCCAACUUUAUUCUGAUUGAAAUACUACUAUCUAAAGAAUCUAUCUAUAUAGGAGGAAUAUAUGUUCCUCCUAAAUCCUUACCACCCUUUCGAUUACUAUCAAAACAUCUAAAUAAAACAUGCUAUAUUUUUGGUGAUAUAAAUGCUAAACAUACUGAAUGGCAAUGUAAAAGAAAUAAUCAGAGUGGUAUUCACCUUCAAAACUGGUUAGAUGAAACAGGUAACGAAUUAAUCAUACCACAUAAACCAACGUCAAAAAGAUCAGACUCAAUUAUUGAUUUUGGUAUAACAAACAAUGCAGCUGGGUGGACCUCUGAAGUACUAAAUGAAGGUACUUCAGAUCACUAUCCAAUUUUAUUUCAAUCAUCAAUAUCGAUCGACGAAAAAUUAUUCUUUAGAAUAACGAAUUGGAAAUUAUUUACUUUUUUCUUGUCCGCAAUAUAUGAAUAUUGGUUAUCAAUAGUUUACAACAUAGACGAACAAACAUUCUUUAAUUUAUUCUCAGCUUUCCUUGCCUCUCUAUGGGAUCGAUGUAGCACGUUUGAACAUUCAGCAAAUUACCGUCCUCCAUGGCCUCCUCAUCUAGUUAUGAUGGCAAAAUCAGUCAAUCGAGCGCGCCGUAAAUACAGAAGAAACCGUAGCAUGUCAAAUCUGCAAUACUUUCUAUCAAUGAAAGACAUAUUUCUUAGCGAAAGAAAUUUAAUUUUACAAACAAAAACAGAAAUGAAGUUAUCCUGGAUUUCAAAAGGACAAAACAUAUGGAAAUUUGCAAAACCAUCUUUCCAUGCUGUUGCACCCCCAUUUCUGGGAAUAUCAAAAGACUCAAGGAAGAUCACUAAUACACAAGAAAUUGCGGAUACAAUAGCAAAUUUUUUUGAGAAACAUUUUCAAGAACCGGCAU
Molecule: messenger RNA, 1105 nt
Organism: Rotaria socialis
Lineage: Eukaryota; Metazoa; Rotifera; Eurotatoria; Philodinida; Philodinidae
Source: the annotation of a GenBank genome assembly